Messenger RNA from Homalodisca vitripennis (glassy-winged sharpshooter), 3545 nucleotides. RefSeq lists its product as uncharacterized. The coding region runs from base 71 to 3166 and encodes 1031 amino acids. Lineage: Eukaryota; Metazoa; Arthropoda; Insecta; Hemiptera; Cicadellidae. The transcript is spliced from 13 exons. The record is from RefSeq and is a predicted model, not a curated record.
UUACUGACUUAAAAUGAUGGUUAUAAUAUUUGAUUUGUCCAAUUUAUUUUAACACUUGGACUGACAUGAUAUGUGCAUGAACCCAGUCAAUGAGGAACUAGACCGGGCUUAUUCCAAUGUGGGUUUGCUAGCGAGUGAUGUUUGGAAUUUCCAGGAAGUAGAUGAUGGCUAUAAAAAGGCAAAUUUAAAUUUAUGGAUAAGAUUCAAUGAAACAGAAAAACGUCUGGUAGAAGAUGAUUGUGAUGAUGUUCUGUCCUCGGUUACAGACGAAGUCCGUACGGUAAGAGAUAUCUUGCCAUACUCUCGCCUUGCAUCUUACAAUGAUUAUCCUUACUCUGAGGAGAGGGAGAGGAUGUACAAUGAGAAUUAUGAACCUGCUGAAUACUUGGAGUGUUCCUUUAAUCCAGAACAAGAGUAUUUGGAAGCUUGGAUGCUCCCCGAGGUCGAGGAAAAGUUCAAAUGGCUCACAAAAGUUUCCACUUCCAGAUGGAACUCUACUAGUCCUCGACACCACAUGAGCUUGACUCCUGCUUGCAGUAUAAUGGCAACAUGUCCGCUCCAGUGGCUCUCCCAAACUGCAUGGCCUGCACAACUCCUCUCCCGCUACCCAGAUCUUCCUCGUACCCUUCAAGACUCCCGUUCACUCUCAUUCUACUGGCAAGACGUACUGGGGACUUGUGACAUAUCUGAAGUAGAGGAGAAGUUGGAGGAGUUCCCAUGCCCUCGUUAUCUAAUUGAGACUAAUGCAGAUUUGGAGCUACACACACGUAUAGACACAGAAGCCAUCCGCAACCUCUGGACUCUCUGCUAUGAUGACUUUGAUCUGGGGGUCGCUCUAAAUGCAGAGGUUCCAGAGUUUCAACCUGUCAUUGUCAGACAGCUGCCGCCACCAUACCCACCUGUGUUCGACGAGAGCUACCAGGCGGAAGUGUUCCCCUACUCUUGCGGUUAUAUACAGCCAGUGCCAGAACCCUCUGUGGUAUAUCCAGAUGAGCAUCAGACAAUACAAGACGUACCUAAACCAUUACAGUCUUACUUUAAUGUGGAAGCUAUCACACCAGGUUGGAGAAAACCUGUUAUGUCAAACCUGGUGCAGCUCAAUCAACCAACAGACCAAUCUAAUCUUGUAGAUAGACCAGAGAGUUCUGACUCCUGUUCUCUUUUGGCCACAAUCGGAAGCACUGACACUCAUGAUUAUUCAGCUCAAAAAAUGCCCAACACUGAACAAAUAUUGGCCGCCUUGGAAAAGUGGGUCAACAAAAUCUACAAGAGGAGGGCAAGUGACUUCUCAACCUUGUCGUCUACAUCAUGCCGCAUAGACCAGAUAUUUCAGAAUGUUCACCAACACUACACUUUAAUGCAGGAAGUUCCACCACCAAAUGUGAUGCUCAGCCCACAGAGACCUCUAUACAGUGAUGUGCUAAUGAAUGAAGCUAGUGUGACGGCAAGUGACAGCAAGUUCGACCAGUUGGAGCAAGAAGCUCUGGAGCAGUAUUCAGGUUCAGACACCAUCCUACGGGACAAGCUCUACCAGCAGGACUUGGAGCAAGAAGCUGUGGCCCAGUACCAACAGACUCAAACUAGACCGCAGCCCAGUUUCUGGGACCCCAGACCUCCAAUAAAGGAGACAAAACGUAGAGUGAGGCUUGAUGACCAAUCACCCCGUUACUCCCCUCGAUCUAUAAACUCCAAUUCGCCUUCAUUUGGAUCAAAGAGGAGCAGCAUUGAAGAAAAUUUAGAUAUCUGUUGUCCCAAAAAACAGGCAAUAUGGAUCAAGAAAAAAAAGAAGAAACAAGAAAAGAAAAAGAAGUGCUCAAAAAAUAAGAAAAAACUUCCUCAAAAAGAAUACAACAACAAAUACAUUGAAACUGAAAUUCUGAUGAUAGAUAAGUUUUGUCUAUUAAAGAAUCACUUUAAAGUAUUCACCAAAGGGGAAUGGAUGUUAGUACAUUCAUUAUUGGCCGAAGAUGUGUCAAAUCAAUUUAAGGCAUGUUUGAACAUGGUGACCGAAUGUUUAAAUUGGUUUGUAGAAAUCUUAACAAGUGCUGUGUUGAAGCAAGAUUACAGAAGUAAUAAAAAGAGGCUCGAACUUAGUAGAAGCAUUGUUGAUACUUUAUAUGAUCUGAUGAAUCUUUUAAAUCAAUAUAUUGUUUAUUUUUCUAAAAUAAAAAUGACAAUUCCGUUUGAUCACCGGUUAAACAACAUGUUAUCUCGAACUAGUUCACAUUUUUCUCUGCUCUCAUGUGAGCUAUACUUGUGUGAAGAUCUUGGAAUUCUUGACGAGUGUUGUCAAAGAGUGGAAUUAUUCUCAGAGGCAUCAACCGGGAAAAACUUGAAAAGAUUGAUCAGCUGUAUGAUACCACAACAAAGUUUUGUGAUUACAGGUGACCUUACAUGGAAGUUAACUAUGCCUGCCUAUGACACACUGUCACACUCAAGGUAUUCCUGCGUUCAUAUGGCCAGCGGAGAACGUAGCUAUCGUCUGAUACUUGUCAGCAGAGAAGGAAUGACCAGCAGUAAGACUCACAAACUCGUGAAAAUGAUUGAUGAAUUUCAAGUUUGGUGUAGUUACCAGUGGAGAUUCCCUGAUGGUUGGGACUUCGGCAAUAACCAAGUCCAAAUAUAUGAUUCCCUUCACUGGACAAGCCGACUUACAGUGAGUGCCUUGGAAAAUAUCAAAUACGUUGCUUGGACUAGCUUGAUGACUGACUGGCUUUUGGAUUUCAUUGGUAGUCAACACAUACGCGAUUUUGGGUACCAAUUACUGUGGGAUGCAAGGAGAGAUAAUCAGAUCAGCUGGAAGUUGGGGUUUACCAAAUUGCUACUGUGGUGGGAAGAGGGGUGGACUCUGGGAGAGAUUAGAACCAACCAGCAGGGCUGCCUCCCUUGGACAAUCAGCUGUGAAAAGACUUGUUAUGUCAACUGGGUGUUGGGUAACAGUAGUACUCCUCAAGCUACUCCAUCCACCAACAACACAGAAAUGAGCCUAUGCAAGUCUGAGCAUAACAAGGAAGAGAGCAAAGUGAAAGGCAAACGAUCAAAGGACAAAAUGAAACUGUUGGAUAGGCCGUCCCCAGAGAGACAACUGGUGAUAGCAAAUCGACAGACGAAUGUUACUCCAGAGAAACCAGGCCUGAGCCAACACUCCAGCUGCUCUGUUCAGUAGGCUUCUAGUUCUCACCCUCAUUCCAUAGAAUAUUAUUUAUUAAUUGUACAUUAUUUAAAUCAAUGAUAAAUUACUCUACAUGAAUCCAUAGCUUUUUGUGCUUCUUUCUAUGAAAUUUUGCACUAAGGAAAAACUGUUUCACCAAUUUGAAAAUUAUAAAGUGUUUUUAUUAUAAAAAAUAAUUUGAAAGACCUGAAUGAAAAAUUAUCAACUUUUUAAACUAAACGUUCUGUUUUCAUACUUGAAAUCACCAAACUUGUUUAUUUUUUGGCCGAUACAAACCAUCAUAUUAGAAGUCUUUGAACGCAUAUUCAGUAUUAUUUGUUUAUUUUGUAGUCACUGAAAACUAGAAAUAAUACAAGCCAGUGAGUGCUAAAAU